Messenger RNA from Pocillopora meandrina, 7195 nucleotides. The record is from the annotation of a GenBank genome assembly. NCBI's taxonomy places the organism in Eukaryota, Metazoa, Cnidaria, Anthozoa, Scleractinia, Pocilloporidae.
CUGUAGAAAAAAAGAGAAUUCAUCGCUUCAAUGUCUCAAGAAAAUAUUGAUUGAGAUUUACUCUGGAGGGAAACGAACGGAAGAAUGCAGUGGCUAGAGAUUUGUUUUGCUGUACAUGAUGGCUAAAAGUUCAUCUACUCGACAUCGGGAGAGAAAAAAGUCUUCCCCGUCGACCUAUUUCAAAGAGUCUAAGUUUGACAAUUCGUCUAAAACUUUGAAUGCUGACUUAUCGCCGACACUUGGGAAAACCAGCCAAAAUCUUCGAAAUCAGUGGCUUUGGAGAUGUUUUAUUUUUACUCUUCUGUUGUUAACUGGAAUCAUCUCGCUGUAUUUUGAUAACAAUUAUAAAUUCUUCCCACACACUUGGAGCUCCAUCAUGGCAGGCCUCUCUGGAACUCCAAAGCGAGAUGCGGAAGUUCCGUGUUCAGUUAUGGACAACUCCACAGUUGAUCACCGUUCAAAUCUAACUCUAGCGGAGUUUAUUCGUUGUUAUGACGCGAAAAGGUAUUCCUCGUUUGACAAGUGCAAAUUAGAUGGAAAAAAUUUGCGUCCAAAACUUGACUAUUAGUAAGCAACUUUACUCUUGAACCUGACGUUCGCAAUAUUUUUUCUGACACGAAAUCGAGGUGUAAUGAACAGAAUGGAAGGGCAACUCAGGUUGUAUGGCAUUGUGAUUCUUUCCAUCAGUUUUUUUCUUUUUAAGGGGGGUGGAGGGCAGGGGGUAGGGGAGAGAAGUGGUGACCUAGUGUUAGGGAUACUGAACUCAGGAUCUUGCAGGCCAGGUCCAACCUGUAGCUGACCCAUUGGGCUGUGUUCUUUGGCAAAACACAAUGUCUCCUUCUACCAGUAGUGUAAAUGGGUACCAGCAAGAUGUCAGGGAAACUAACUCAUGAAUUCCAGGAAUGUGCAUGUAGCUGUUAUCAACUAAUAUCCCAACCAGGGUGGAGUAACAAGUCACAUCUUGUAAUCAGUGCCUGCCUUCCUGGGCCAAGCAGCCCUUAACCCUUUUCACUCUAACAAAAGAAUGCAUAUUCUCCAUACUGCUCUCAAACAUUUCCUAACAUGCUGACAAGGAGAAUUUUUUUCACAAUCAAGAGCUCUUUUAGUUGGUGAUCAUUUCCUUUAUUCUCAUGACCUUAAUAUGGGAUUCAGGGUGAUAUUUUUAGGAGAAAUUACAUGCUAGUCACUCAAUGGGGUCAAAGGGUUAAGACUCAACAAAAGAGUGAGGUUUGGAUCCCUUUUCAUACUUACAAUUUUCAGAUUUAAAAGAUCUUAGGGGCUACUCACCCCCCCCUCCGUGUCAAUCACUAUGACUCUUGUUGACUUUAUGUAGUGUUAUUCAUCUAUUUUUUGUUUCACUUUCAGACCAGUUGUGAUUACUGAUAUCUUGAAAAAUUGGAAAGCAAUGAACUGGACAAAAUCAUUCCUUGUGAGAAACUACGGAGACAAGAGAGUAUCAAUGAAAGCCACUGAGGUUAGGAGGUACAUGCUAAAAACAUUGUAACUCAUGCAUAUGUGCAAAAUUAGACCCAAUGAAGUUUAGGUCUUACAGCUUGGUUUCUAUGCCACUCAGUAGUCACAAGAUGUAUGUGGACAUCUCCUGGAAGGUAUGCUACAACCUUUACCAGUUUGAUGUUUCCCUCUAAGGUCCAAUAUACAAACCACCUGGCUACCUCUGAAUGGUGGUUAAUGGUUUAUUUUAUAGCACAGCCACUCCCUUUAAACCUCCUCAAUGUCUUCCACAGUAAAUACAUGUGUAAUUUUAGCCAUUUUGCUGGAUGUUGGUCUGUUUUGAAAAAAACCUGUGUACAUGGUUGGGUGAGAAAAAUUCAACCUGCUGCUGCACCAGGAUUUAGUAAAAUUAAUUCCACCCACUUGCAUACAAUUAUGAAAACAAAACUGAUACUGAAUUAUUUACUCUGAAUGUUCCUUCUAGGGUCCUCUGAACAAAGCCCAGGGAUUUGCAGUACCCCUGAAGAAUUUUGCUGAACAUGUACAUGAGGGCCAACCUGAGUUGUGGACUUACCUGGAAGAUGAACUGUUUAUUGAAAUGAAUCCAGAACUUAGAGAAGACUUGGGGCAGCCAGUGAGUAGUUUUAGUGUCUCAGAACAGGAAACAUCCUCAGAGACCCGGGGGUUAAGAGUCGAUUUCUCUCACCCUGAUUUUAAAUUCAUUUACAGCCCCUGGGUCCCCCUAGGAUAAACAGGUACAUUUAGUAUACACUCGAUUGCAAAAACGUUGACACCUUGAAAGCAUAAACUGUAACUGUAAACGUAAAUCGUCCGAGUAUGCUUUGGGCAUACUUUUUUUUCCAGCAAUGUAUUUUUUAUUGCAAAGAAUAAGAAUAGUAAAUUAUUGAUUAUCAUGAUGGAAAUGAGGUUAUUGUUUAAACACUACCCACAAAUCCGUCAGGUCUCAUCGUUCACGGUUUAUGCUUUCAAGGUGUCAACGUUUUUGCAAUCGAGUGUACAUGAGUUUGAACUUGCUUAUUGAUAUAUAGUUCUAUGUAAAUGUUAAUUGACAGUGUGGGCUUAAAUUGUUACAGCCAUCUUUAUAUUAAAUUUUAUGUACCAGCCAUAAGCCAAAUAUCUUAAAUUUCAUCUUUUAUUUAGUGAAUGUAAGGUGGUUGAAUUAUUAUGCCAUUAUACUGACAUAAACAUAAUUCACUUCAGAUUUGUUCAAAUUGGUCGACUUCUUGGAAAACAAUAAAACAUUAUGUAGACCUUUAAAUGCAGGAAAACAGAUUUGCAUAAGUUAAGAAUUUUAAAGUUUCCAAGAGAUCAUGCCCCCAGCCCCUUGCCUUCCAGGCCUUUAAAAGAGCCAUCUGCUUACUAUUUUAGACUGAACAGUCAUGAGUGUGGUAAGUAAUUUGUGAUUGAUGUCAAAUUUUAUAAGAAUCUCUUAUUUUCAAACACCUUUACUAGGUGUAUUUGAGGGAAGACUUCUUCCAGUUGUUACCAAAAGAGAUUCGACCAUGGAAUGCUAUGCUCCUCUGGGGUACAGCCCACUCAAGGUCGUCUCUUCACAUAGGUACAAAGUUAUUAUAAUACUGUUUUGUUAUUUUUAAUUUCAUUUUUUUUUGUAAUUGCUGUGAAGGGUAACAAUAGUUAUCAACAUUUUUUCAAGCUUAGCAAUUUGCUUAGGUUGACCAAGGUUACAUUAUAUGAUGAUUUGGUUUAAUCAUCUGGGUGGACUGUAUAAAUUGGCCACCAUGGAGAGUCUCUAUAGCUGAUGUUUGUCCAAUAUGUGUUCAUGCAAUAUGUGGUAGGGUUUUCACUUGGAGAUGUAGGUUAUAGAUGUAGAAUCUGAACAGAGUUGGUGGCUGAAUUGAAUUGUAUUUGCUCAGCACACAUGGCAUGUUGCAUUAGCAACAUGCCCUAUUAAGGAGGUCUGGGGGCAUACUCUAUUAACCUUGUUUUCCAGCAUUCUGGGACAUGUUUGAUUAACUUUUUUGCCAGAUGUUGAUGCUAGAAUUGGUUCAAAAAUACUUUCUUUCUGUCUUUAAAAGUAACCGGGGCAAAUUGGUCUGAUAGCUAGCGGGUUUCCAUUGCCUUCUGGCUCCAAAUGACAACUCAGUAAGGCUUUUAAUUUAAGAUGACAGAUGACCAAAGGUACUUUUGAGAGGUUCUAAUUACCUUAGCAACAUGUACAAACUCAUAUCACAAGAUUUUGAUGCCUCAUGAAUUUUUGCUUGAUUACUUUAAUUUUGCCAUUUGUAGCAGGCCAAUAGAUCAUGAAUCAGUGAACUUGAUUCAUUGUUUUCACAGAAGUCAACUUUCCCAACAGUAAAAACCUAAAAAAACAUGUUUUGUUUUUAUUUAGAUCCUUACAACUGGACUGGUACAAAUGCUGUUUUGAGAGGAAAGAAAAUGUGGAAGGUACAGAUGCUUUCUGUCUAAUGAUUGGCUAUGAGUUUUUCUUAGACACUGUUGUGACUUUAACUUUCUUUCAAUGUUUCAGCUUUUUCCUCCUGGCCAAGAUCAUUUAUUAUAUGUCAGAAAAAAUCAGAGAUGUGGGUUUCCACUGGAUUGUUUGAAAUACAACAGGUAAAAUCUACAAAAAUGAAAAUAACAUUGAAGUGGCCUUACAUAUGUAGUUCCAAACAUUUGAUGACACAAAUGAUGUUUAGUUUUCUUGGAAAAACCUGUGGGCUGUCUGUUGGCAGACUUUUGGGCAACUUAAUGGUAAAGGGGACUUUCAGCCAAAGUUUUGGUUGUCAAUUCAUUCUAUAGUCACUAUCAGAAUGAUGCGGUUAACAAUUUCCUUUUAAAAAAAAAUGAUAUUACAAAAACAUAUUUUUGAAAAGUUGUCUUUAUUAAACCAGUUUUUUCAUAUUUGACAAACUCCAUGUAUAAGAAUGGUGAAUAUUUUACGUUAGAUUUAUUUUACGUUUAAUUUUUGUUUCUUUUGUAGUUUGGAUUAUUAGUUUGCAAAUUUGACCCUGACAAUUUGAUUGACAAAAAAACAUAGUAAACCAUUUUCCAAAGUUCCUGAAUAUUUUACUUUAUUUUAUUAAUUUUUUUGUAGCCCAAUAGAUGCUUUUAACCCUGACUAUAAACAGUAUCCAAAGUUCCGCAGAGCACAAGCGAUUUCUUUUACUCAACAGGCUGGAGAUUUAUUAAUUAUUCCAACUGGCUGGUUUCACCAGGUAAACAAAACAAUAACAUGUCAUAAUUCUGUUUACAGAAUAAAACCAACAAAUGAAACAAGGUAACAAAACCAAAUCCCAAGACAAUGAAAAAGAAAGAAAACAGGAGAAAACAAAACAUACAGAGAAGAAAACCGUCCAUUGUUGAAAAAAAAUCUUCUGUGCCUUGAAGCAUAACCAUAUGUAUUUUUAUCGUUGUUGCUGCAAAUUCAUUAUUUUUGUUUUGCAGGCGUAUAACCCUCUUGAAACAAUGGCCAUUAGCAGCCAGGUUAUGAAUUCACAAAAUUACAAGUAAGCCAUCAAUAUAAGAUAUUUGUGAUACACUCAGUUAAAAGGUGAAGUCGUCAUAUUAUCCAGAUAACCGUUUAUCAGAGCUUAGCUCAAUUUUGGGAACAUGAGCUGUUUGGGGGUAUAAUGCUUCAAACCUCCCCCCACCCCAUCUAAACACGGGCUUCUUGUAUCCGCAAUUUAUGUGGCAUUUAGCCACAACGCCGACCUUGACAUGUCCAGAUAGUUGUCAUCGGUGGCAUUCGAAAACCUUGACCACCAGACAUUCACUCCAAUGUAUUGAGCAUUCGACUGUGCUGUCUCUCUAAACUGAAGGCACUGCUAAGUUAUUCUUCGUUUGUAACUUUAUCAUUUGGUGUGGUGAAAACUUUUCUAUUGCUUCGGGGUAAUCUCUAUAAAAAUAUUCCGUUUUAUAUGAUAAAUUGAAUUAUACACGCAGUUUGAGUGGUUCUCACUGAUGAUCUAUUGGGAGACAGACGCGUACAUGACGUCACCGUUAACAAUAUUUUCUUUUUUUUAGCCUUUUAAAACUAACCGAUCAAGUGUUUCCGAGGGUCUGUACAAUAAUAGAUCACAGAAGACCCCAAAAUGUGGUAAAAACAUCAGUGUCACACGCGGCUGUGCAUCGUGUGCCUCAUUUUGUUCUUACCGCAUUUUUUCAUCAUCUGUGAUCUAUUACUGAAUUGAACAGACUCACGGCAGCAUAGAAUCUAUUUGUUAGUCCUAUCGCCUUUCCAACGAGCGAUAUCUGUGGCCCCAUUUGCGCUGUGUUCGUUCAAAGCGAAGUUUCUUUUUAUUGGUUUAAAAAUAAGAAUGUUUUAGACGUUUUUUCUCUUACAGGUGUUUUCUUUUUUCCUCUUCGGAAACUUACCAUCAAUUUUUAGCUGUGCUCGUGUAAACAAACAAACCCGAUCACAAUAGAGUUAAGCAGAUUAGACGCUUCCCUCCUUUUUAAAUCCUAGGCUAGCUGAGCAAGCGAUAUUUCAAGUCUUCCGAUGUAACACGCAAACUGAUAUGCAACUUUAUUAAGACCACAGAGGAAUUUGCACAAGAAGCCCCCCACCCGAACAUUAAGUCGGACUUUAGACACUUAACGACAAUUUUGCUUUCUCGUCUGGCAGGCCUUUGGACUCUGGACUUAAAACUUGGGCUUUAAAUAAGUUUGUUUAUUUAUUUUUCGAUUUUUUUUAAAAUUAGAUUAGUGCUUGAGGAGAUUUACAAAGCUGGAGAAAUAGAUGCACGGAAAUUACCGAGAAAUUUCGAGAAUUUAUCUGCGCAAAAACAGGUAAAAGAUAAACAAAUUAUGGUGUAGCGCUUUUUGGAAGACUAGACGUCGAUGACGUAACUUUUAUCCACAGGAAACUUCUGGUUACAGAAAGUAAAUCUUGAGACUAGUGUGUUCUUCGAUGUGAUAAUGAUUGUUUAAAGCGUAAAUAUUGGACUUUGGUGUACACCAAGAGAGGGGAAAUGGCCCAUUAAAGGGGCUAAUCUGUUGGUUUUCCUGAGAGGACAAGAUAAGUCUCUUAUGCCCACCCAGUUGGUCAACUUGAGUUGAUCACAACACUCAAAGGAUCCUUUGUAAACCGCCCGGGAUGUCAGCCGGAUAAUAAAUAUUAUGAUUGACAUGACUACUCAUGGAAUCGUUGCCAGAGUGGUAAUGCGGAUGGGAAUUGUCCGCUUAAACCACAGUAUACUUUUCCCUUUUCCAGGUUGAAGCCGUGGUGAAGAUCAUUCCUAAGGACGUAAUCGAAAAGGGAAGGAGAGUGACAGAGGACAUUCUGGAUCAACUGAAAUGGAAAGGAAAGACAAAACAACGCAAUAAAUGAACAAUAUUUUCAAAAGUUUUUUGGGGAAAGUGACUAGCCCUAAGAACAUCGAAAUAAUUGCACGUAGUGCUCAACGUCAUUGAUGUGUCGCCAAGCGACGCAAAAUCUUGUGAUUGCGCCGACUGCGCGGCGGUCUCUCAGAGUUUCUAGAUUUCUUUGAUAUUGGCCGGUGAAAGUCGGAAAGUCAAAUGAGGUCUUUUGUCAGAACUGGAAGAUUGCUUUCUACGUUUGAAUUUGGUUAUAUCUGCAAAUUGUUAAAACAAAUUUGAUAGGAAAUGAAUGAAGAAAAUAGAUAGGAAAUGAAUGAAGACUAUACGUAUGCGGUGAUAACCAUAAGUUAUAAGGAAAGUAACAAAGGGCUCCGGAAAGAUAAUAUUAAACUUAACGAUGUAAAUAAUUACUGAAGCUUGUAAAUUUUGAAGAAAAACCGAU